AAAUGCAACGAUCUCAAAGGUCGUCCCAUUCUCUAGAAACACCUAGUAUUUCAUCAGCUGAACAGACAUCAAGAUCAUCUGAAGGAUAUUCAUCUCAUGCUUCAAGUUCUAGUGGAGGUCGCGGACGUGCACAAAUAUCUGGUUGGUUAAGAUCAUUGAAUGGCAGCAGUAGUGAGGAAUCCAGAGACUCGUCAUUAGCAAUAGGUCACGGUCGAGGCGCUAUCCCAAAAUUAAUAAGAAAGCUUGGCCAACCAAGUACAUCAUCCAUACCAGAAAGUAUUAGUAAGGACGAUUCUGAAGGAGUUUUAGGAAAAUUAGCUGACAUUUCUGUAUAUGAUAAUCCAUCCUCGCCAGAAAACCUACAAUCUCUGGAUGAUAUUGCACCGAUAUGUCGGCAAGGCAAAAGUGGAACGAU
This is a messenger RNA of Trachymyrmex cornetzi, 415 nucleotides long. RefSeq lists its product as uncharacterized. The record is from RefSeq and is a predicted model, not a curated record. The transcript has 2 exons. The annotation marks the transcript as partial. NCBI's taxonomy places the organism in Eukaryota, Metazoa, Arthropoda, Insecta, Hymenoptera, Formicidae.